Molecule: messenger RNA, 2138 nt
Organism: Drosophila innubila
Lineage: Eukaryota; Metazoa; Arthropoda; Insecta; Diptera; Drosophilidae
Gene: Tfb1
Product: general transcription factor IIH subunit 1
Exons: 6
Coding region: 184-1929 (581 amino acids)
Biological process (GO): nucleotide-excision repair; transcription by RNA polymerase II; transcription by RNA polymerase I
Cellular component (GO): transcription factor TFIIH core complex; transcription factor TFIIH holo complex
Source: RefSeq, a predicted model, not a curated record
GCAGCGCUCAAAUAAACGACAACUUUUGCUGUCAGGUGGCAACGUGACGACAACCACGACAAUUGCAGCAAAGUUGUGAGGCGUUGGCUGACGUCUGGAAAGUUGAUGUGAACUGCCUUGGCCAUUGUUGAAGCAUUAUCGCCGGCUUCAGUAGUAGUUGCUAUUUAAACAACAACAACAACGAUGACUACAAGCAGCGAGGAUGUUCUGUUGCAGAUGAGCGGAGUGCGGUACAAGAAGGGCGAUGGCACGCUGUACGUGAUGAACGAGCGUCUGGCGUGGAUGGCGGAGCACCGCGAUACCGUAACCGUUUCCCAUCGCUAUGCGGACAUAAAAACACAGAAGAUCUCGCCCGAAGGCAAGCCGAAAGUGCAGCUACAGGUGGUGUUGCAUGACGGCAACACUUCGACGUUCCACUUUGUCAACCAACAGGGUCAGCCGGCCAUGCUUGCCGACCGGGACAAGGUCAAGGAGCUGCUGCAGCAGCUGUUGCCCAACUUUAAGCGCAAGGUGGACAAGGAUCUGGAGGAUAAGAAUCGCAUAUUGGUGGAGAAUCCCAAUUUGUUGCAGCUCUACAAGGAUUUGGUCAUCACCAAAGUGCUGACCAGCGAUGAGUUCUGGGCCACACAUGCUAAAGAUCAUGCGCUCAAGAAGAUGGGCAAGAGCCAGGAAAUUGGUGUUUCUGGUGCCUUUUUGGCUGACAUCAAACCUCAGACGGACGGCUGUAAUGGCCUUAAAUAUAAUCUUACCUCUGAUGUCAUACACUGCAUUUUUAAAACGUAUCCCGCCGUCAAACGUAAACAUAUGGAGAACGUGCCUUCCAAAAUGCCGGAAUCCGAGUUCUGGACCAAAUUUUUCCAGUCGCACUAUUUCCAUCGAGAUCGCCUCACUGCGGGUACGAAAGACAUCUUUACCGAGUGCGGCAAAAUCGAUGAUCAAGCUCUUAAAGCUGCCGUGCAGCAAGGAGCUGGUGAUCCUUUACUGGAUUUGAAAAAGUUCGAGGAUGUGCCGCUGGAGGAAGGAUUCGGCAGCGUAGCCGGUGAUCGCAAUGUGGUGAAUAGCGGUAACAUUGUGCACCAGAACAUGAUAAAGCGCUUCAAUCAGCAUUCCAUCAUGGUGUUGAAGACAUGCGCCAAUGUGAAUGCACCGUCCACUUCAACGCACAACGGUACCAAUAUGGCUAAUGGUCCACUUGGACAAUCCACCUACACAAAUGGCCUGAAUGGCAAGGGAACUAAGCACACCAGCGAUAUCGCAGUAAAUGAUAAUGAUGUGUCACAAGCCAAGAAGCAACGGCUCAUUGAAAAGAUACACUAUGAAGAUCUUGGCGAUCCAAUGAUUGACGACGACGACGAUGCCCCCGAAUCCAGCAACAAAUCUAAACAAUUUGAGCUGUCCAAGGUGGAACGCUACCUCAAUGGUCCGCUGCAGAAUCACAUGUACGAGAACCAUAACGAUGAUCUCGGUUUGGACGAUGUGCAGUACAAGCUGGUGCGUAACUCUGAGUCCUGGUUAGAUCGCAGUGCUCCACGCAACGUAAUAUGCUCCAAGGCAGCUGUCAAUGCAUUGGGUGAACUAAGUCCGGGUGGUUCACUCAUGCGUGGUUUUCAGGAGCAGUCGGCAGGACAGCUGGUGCCACGCGACUUUCAGCGCGAUUUGCGACAUUUAUAUUUGUCACUGUUGGAAUUGUUGAAGCACUUUUGGAACUGCUUUCCACCCACCACCGAAGAGUUGGAGUCAAAGCUGCAGCGCAUGCACGAAACACUGCAGCGCUUCAAAAUGGCCAAAUUAGUGCCUUUCGAGAAUCGUGCCAUGCAUGAGCUCUCGCCGCUCCGCUCAUCGCUCACCCAACACAUGAAUAUGCUGCUGCGCACUGCGAAUUCCAAGUACGCCACCUGGAAGGAGCGCAAGUUGCGCAACAAUAGAUAACAAACACAUGCUCAGGAUCAGCAUCAGCAUCAGCAGCCGCCAAUCACAUUAAGCAACAUUAUUGUCGACUAGAAGUACACCUAAAACAUAAAAAACAAAUGUUCGAUUAGCAACACAACAUUAAUUGUAUUAAUUACUUAAGAUACGAAUAUAGCCUCUAUUUGUAUGUGUGUCCAUUGUGUGGUGCUUAUAAAAUUUAUAGAACAUCA